GGAUAUGAAAAUAACUUGAAAAAGAAUUUAUAUAAAAUGGCCACAACGCUGAGCAUUUCAUUAUUUCUGAAACAACUAUCCAAACACAUCCAAUCUAAAUCGUAAAAGUGGUCCGCCGUUUCUGAAAUCUCCUCCUCCUCUGUGGGCUAGUAACAAGACGAUAAAGUCAAAGCACCUCAGUUGCUAAGCAACAUUAAUAAACAAGAGAAAUCUUUCUUGGUUUGGGGAAAGAAGGCUCAGUAUGCAAACUGUUAUAUGUCCCUUUGAAAGGAUUAGUGAGUACUGUACGAGCUAUUUCUGCAACAUUUACAGGGAUAGCUUACAAAAACAAAGACCAAGGUUAGUUUGACCACUAAAAUGAAAUCCGUUCAAGCUUAACAUACUGAAAAAAAGCAGCAGCUAAAGUAUGUACGAUGCCCAAAAAAAAGGGAUCCACAGUGCCCAAAAAAAAGGGAUCCGGUGCGAGAAAGUUGAGUCUCAAGGCUGCCAAGAAAGCAAUAACUGUAACCCAAGAUGGAAAGCGUAGACUCGUACUCAACAAUAUGGGCUUCACCAUCUUCCCAAAGUGUCUCUUGAAGCUGCGCAAUUUGGAUGAGUUGGACCUCAGUCGGAACCAGAUCCAGAAGCUUCCUGAAGCCAUCGGAACCCUCAAGUCGCUAAGAAGGCUCGAUCUGCACAGCAACAAGCUGGAGUCUGUGCCCGAGUCCAUAGGCAGCCUGAUUGAACUUACGUACCUCAACCUGGCAAACAACCGCUUAACGUCUGCUGGUUUACCAUCCACACUGGGCUUCCUCUGCCAAUUGAAGACUCUCAACCUUGGACUGAACCAGCUAGAUGCAUUGCCUUCCACCUUGGAGCAUUUAACGCUUCUCCAAGAAUUAGCCCUGUUUGAUAACCAAUUCAUCAAAGUACCCGAGUUUCUGACAAAUCUUCGAAACCUUACUAAGGUGAAUUUGAUAAGAAAUCCGUGUAUGUUUGCCCACGCCGAAAGUGAGAGGAUAAGAAAGGAAAAGUUAGAGCACAAAGAGGAGCUGUAUCUGGUGCACGAAAGCUUCUUGUGCAAGAGAUGCCUUAAAAUAUGUAAAGCAGAGGCAGGAAAAAUUUUAAGAAAAGAGAGAAAAGGAGAGAAAAAAACUGAAAAGCUUGAAGUGUUAGAGGAGAAAAAGAAAAGAUUUUCAGGGUUGAUGACACCGAACUCGGUGGCUGCAGUCACCCAGGAUUUCUGGAGAUUAAAAAGCAAACGGUGAACUGAUCAACCAUCUGCUAAUUUAAAUUUGUCAUUAGAAACUCUGGAAGAGAGCCCAAAUUAAAAAAUAUUCUGAAAUA
Poecilia reticulata (guppy) is the source of this 1326-nucleotide messenger RNA. It is a transcript of the gene lrrc18a, whose product is annotated as leucine rich repeat containing 18a. Gene Ontology annotation, cellular component: cytoplasm. Gene Ontology annotation, molecular function: protein binding. Lineage: Eukaryota; Metazoa; Chordata; Actinopteri; Cyprinodontiformes; Poeciliidae. The record is from RefSeq and is a predicted model, not a curated record.